AUGGAGGCGGCGGAGCCCGGCGGGGAGCGCGGGGCCGUGGGGCCGGAGCCCUCGGAACCCUCGCAGGACGCCGGUGCGGGAGGGCCGGAGCCCCCCGAGGCCCCGGAGCCGGUGUCGGAGCGGCUGUGCCGGGGCGCGGCGCGGGCGCUGGCGGUAUCCCCCGAGCGUUUCGCGGGAGCGGCGCGGGCGCUGCGCGGGUUCGUGCGGGGCGCGGCGGGGCCGGUGCUGCUCGCCUGGCGCGGCCCCGGAGGGGAGCUGGGACUGCGCCCCGGGCCGCCCCCGCCGCCCCCCGCCUCCAGCAAGGCCAUCUUCUUCCUCCGCCCGCCCGGAGCCGACCCCGGCCCCGCUGAGCUGCUCUGCGGGGACCUCCCCGCGGACCCCCUGGCGCACUUCGCCGCCCUGCUGGAGGAGGUGAUUGUGCCCAUCCUGACCAACCGCAAGAACCACCAGGGCUGGCCACGAGUGGUGUCCCAGGACAUCAUCCAUCAUGUCCACAGCCUAAAAAAAACUGUUUUCAUGGUUGUUGGCCAUGUCAAGGGCAGGACCUUGCUACCUCUUCCAGCUGGCUCAGAGGGAAUUGAGAACAUUGAUCCUGAAAAUGAGAGAUUCCUGGAGCUGGUUGAUAAAUCCCUCGUCCAUGCCACUGAGUCAGCCAUCAUUGACUGGAGCCACCAGAUCCAGAGAGCCCUGAAGAAAGACUCCUCAGAGCCUCUCCUGAAAGGCAGCAACCCCAACCCAAAGGUGGAACUGGAAUUCUGGAAGAACAGGUGUGAGGAGCUGGAAUGUAUUUAUGACCAGCUGAGGUCGAGGAAGGUCAGGAACUUGCUGGAGGUGCUGGAGAGAGUGAAGAGCAUCUACGUCCCAGCCUUCAAAUCCAUGCUCAGGGACGUUGAGGCAGCUCUGGCUGAAGCUCAGGACAUCCACCUUCACCUGACACCCCUCCAGCGGCCCUUGGAGGACAUAGAGGCUGUGGAGUUCAGCAAGGUGAAGCCUUUCCUGGCCCCUCUGCUCCAUGUGGUGUGCUGGAUCUGGGCCACCUGCAAGCACUACAACGUGGCUGUGAGGAUCAUAGUUCUGCUCCAGGAAAUCUGCAACCUGUUCAUCCAGCAGGCAGUGGUGUACCUGUCUCCAGAGGACCUUCUGAAAGGAGAGAUGGAAGAGAGCCUGGGCAAGGUGCAAAUAGUGCUUGACAUCCUGAAUGGCUUCAAAGGGGUGUUUGAGGAGAGACGGGAAAACCUGCACAUGUAUUAUGAGCCAGGCCAGGAAGUGAGGAAGUGGGACUUCCACUCCAGGAUGGUGUUUGCAAGGCUGGACAGCUUCCUGAAGAGGCUGGAGAUGGUGAAGAGUCUCCUGACCACGGCCUUGGACCUGACAAAGCUGGAGAAGAUGGAGUUCAGCGGGAUCAGAGGGAGGGCCCUGGGCCAGCAGGUGCUGGACAUGCAUGAGGAGUUCCAGGAGGCCUACAAGGUGUUUGCAGAGCGAAGCUACGACUGCCUCGACCUGGACAGCACGGAGUUUGAGCAGGAUGCCUUGGGUUUCCAGCAGAAAGUAGAGGACAUCGACCACCGGUUGAGCACUGUGUUCACCCAGGCCUUUGAUGACACCCUGGACUUGGAGCACAUCUUCAAGCUGCUGACCAUGUUCCAGAGCCUUUUGGAGCGUCCAGUGAUCGCUGCAGUCGCUGCUGACAAAUGGCCUGUUCUCAUCAGCAUGUUCAGCACUGCCCUGGACCAGACCAGGCUCAUCUACUGCAGGCAUACCCAGGCAGGGCUCGAGCUUGGGUCUCCCCCCCUGCACAAGAACAUGCCCCCCGUGGCUGGAGCACUGGCCUGGGCUCGGGAGCUGCGAGCGCGGAUCCAGAGGCCUUUUGACCAGCUCAGGCACAUCCCACACCUGUGCUUGGACUCUGCCCAAGGAAAGAGGGUGGUACAGAAAUAUGAGGAGAUGAUCCAGCUGCUCGACAGGUAUCAGGACAAACUGUAUUUGGACUGGUCCCAGACAGUCUCAGAAAAAUCUCAGUACAACCUGACUCAGCCGCUCAUCCGGCGAGACCCAGAGACCAAACUGAUCACUGUCAACUUUGAUCCCCAGCUGGUCUCGGUGCUCAGGGAGGUGAGUUACCUGUCGGGCAGCCGGGCAGGAGCCAUCCCAGCCAUGGCAGCAGGAAUCUACUCCUCCAGGGAGUCCUACCGGCAGCUGGUGGCCAGCCUGGAGCUGAUGGGGAACAGGUACAACAAGGUCCUGAGAACAGUGCUGGAGGUGGAAUACCCCCUGGUGCAGGGGCAGCUUCAGGAAGUUGAUGUGAAGCUGAAAGAGGCAGAAGAAACCCUGACCUGGAAGAUGGAGGGUGUGUGGGAUCACAUCUCUGGGGUCAUGGAGGGUGUCCAUGACCUCGAGCAGAGGCUGCAGAAAGCCAAGGACAAUGUUGAGCUGAUCCAGAGCAUUGUGGGCUCGUGGGCAUCACCCAUCCUGCAGAGGAAGGAUUCUAAAAGGGACUCAGUGCUGAGCCUGGAGGACUGUCAGGAUCACCUGGAAAAACGCUACAGCCUGGUCAGAGAGGCUGGGCAGAGGAUCCACUCCCUGCUGAAGGAAAACCAGAGCCUCUUACUUGCAGACCCAGCAUCUGACUCCUGGAAGGCCUAUGUGGAUUAUGUGGAUGAGAUAGUCCUGGAUGGAUUCUUCAGUGCCAUUGAGUGCUCGCUCAAGUACCUCCUGGAGAACACAGAUCCCAAGGCAGGGCUUGCUCCGCUGUUUGAGGUGCAGCUGGAUUUGGUGAUCCCAGAUUUGGUAUUUCACCCAUCCCUGGACCCUGGCACACACGAUGGCUUCUCUGACAUGGUGGAAGGUCUCCUGAACGGCAUCUACCACAUCUCCUCGCUGGUGCCCCGGCUGGCCACGCACAGCGGCUUCCCCCACUACCAGGCAGACCUGGAGGAGAUGCCUGGGCUGGCUGAGCUGCGCCAGGAGCUGCUGUGCCGCGUGCAGGCCGCGGUGUGCUGGUGCAGCGCGUUCCGUGGUUCCCUGGAGCGCUAUUCCCACGUGUACAGCGAGGACCGGCGGGAGCUGAGCCGCCAGUUCCUGCUCUACGGCCGCACCCUCACGGCCGCGGAGCUCGAGGCCCAGGACGCGGUCCCCGAGGCGCUCCCCACGCUGCAGCAGUUCAGGGAGCACAUCGACCUCUACGAGGGGCUGCACGAGGAGGUGACUCACAUGGAGCCCCUCAGCACCUUCCAGGGCUGGCUGAGGGUCGACGCUCGGCCUUUCAAGGCGGCCCUGCUGAAUGAGGUUAAAAGGUGGAGCUUGGUGUUCAAGCAGCACCUCCUGGAGCACGUCACGCACAGCUUGGCUGACCUUGAGGAGUUCCUCCAAACUGCUGAGGAAGGGCUGAGCAGGAAGGUUGAGAAGGGGGAUUACGAGGGCCUGGUGGAGGUCAUGGGGCACCUCCUGGCUGUGAAGGAGCGACACGGUGCCACCGAUGCCAUGUUUGGGCCCCUGAGGGAAACCAUUGACCUGCUGAGAGCCUACGAGCAGGAGGUGCCAGGGGAAGUCCACCAGCAACUGGAGGAGCUGCCAGAGAAGUGGAACCAGGUGAAGAAGCUGGCCCUGGCUGUGAGGCAGCACGUGGCUCCUCUGCAGGCCAACGAGAUGACGGCCCUGCGCCAGAGCUGCGCUGCCUUCGACACCCAGCAGCUCCAGUUCAGGGAGAGCUUUGGGAGAGAAGCUCCCUUCAGGUUUGACACUGAGAAGCCUUAUCAACUGCUAGAUACAAAGCACAUGGAGAUUAAACAGAUGGAGUCAGCCAUGACCUCGAUUUCGGAAUCAGCUGAUCUGUUUGAAGUCAUGGUGCCAGAAUAUAAACAACUGAAGCAGUGCAGGAAGGAGCUGUGUCUUCUCAAAGAGCUCUGGGAUAUGAUCUCCCUGGUGAACACCAGCCUCAGUGACUGGCAGACCACCAAGUGGGUGGAUAUUAAUGUGGAAAACAUGGAUCUGGAGUGUAGAAAGUUUGCAAGAGAGAUUCGGAAUCUGGAUAAAGAAAUGAGGGCAUGGGAUGCUUUCACUGGGCUGGAGAGCAAGGUGAAGAACAUGCUGACAGCCCUGAAGGCAGUGGCAGAACUUCAAAACUCUGCCAUCAGAGAAAGGCACUGGAACCAGCUGAUGCAGAUGACGGGUGUGAGGUUUGUGAUGGACUCGGACACCACGCUGGCUGACCUCCUCAAGCUCAACCUGCAUAAAUUUGAGGGUGAGGUCCAUGGAAUCGUGGACAAAGCAGUGCGAGAAAUGAGCAUGGAGAAAGUGCUGAAGGAGCUGAGAGUGACUUGGAGCACCAGGGAGUUCCAGAGCGAGCCUCACUCCCGCACCAACGUCCCCUUGCUGAGGUCAGAUGAGGAGCUUAUUGAAACUUUGGAAGACAACCAGGUGCAGCUGCAGAACUUGAUGUCAUCCAAAUACAUUGCUUUCUUCCUGGAGGAGGUGUCUGCCUGGCAGAGGCAGCUCUCCACCACCGAUGCUGUCCUGUCCCUCUGGUUCGAGGUGCAGCGCACGUGGUGUCACCUGGAGGGCAUCUUCAUAGGCUCAGAGGACAUCCGAGCACAGCUGCCCCAGGACUCCAAGUGCUUUGAAGGGAUUGAUGCGGAUUUUAAACAACUGGCCUAUGAAAUUCAGAAAACCCCAAAUGUAGUUGAGGCCACCAGUAAACCAGGUCUGUCCCAACAGCUGGAGGACAUUCAGAGGAGGUUGUCUCUGUGUGAGAAGGCUUUGGCUGAAUAUCUGGACAGGAAGAGGUUGGCCUUUCCCAGAUUUUACUUCAUUUCUUCUGCAGAUUUAUUGGAUAUCCUUUCCAAUGGCACUAACCCACACCUGGAUUGGGCCCUGUUUGAUCACAGGGCCACGGUGAGGGAUGAGAUGACGGCGGCUGUCACGGCCUACGAGGAGAAGCCGAGGGAGCAGUGGCUCUUUGACUACCCUGCCCAGGUGGCUCUUUGCUGCACCCAGAUCUGGUGGACAACCGAGGUGGGGAUUGCCUUUGCCAGGAUGAAGGAGGGCUACGAGAAGGCCAUGAAGGAGUACCACAAGAAGCAGGUGGCCCAGCUGAACACCCUGGUGACCAUGCUGCUGGGGCAGCUCUCCAAGGGCGACAGGCAGAAGAUCAUGACCAUCUGCACCAUCGACGUGCACGCUCGGGAUGUGGUGGCAAAGAUGGUCGCGCAGAAGGUGGACAAUGCCCAGGCGUUCGUGUGGCUGUCGCAGCUCCGGCACCGCUGGUCGGACGAGGAGCGGCACUGCUUUGCCAACAUCUGUGAUGCCCAGUUCCUGUACUCCUAUGAGUACCUUGGCAACACCCCUCGGCUUGUCAUCACCCCCCUGACCGACAGCAAUCCUCUGGCAGAGCUCCAGCUCUCACCUUCUUGUGGGAAUAUUUACAAAGGCCUUUCCCAGACAGGAGCUUGGGGCUGUUUUGAUGAAUUUAACAGGAUCUCAGUUGAGGUCCUUUCGGUGGUUGCUGUACAGGUGAAGAGUGUGCAGGAUGCCAUACGGGAGAAGAAGAAAUCCUUUAAUUUUCUUGGAGAAGACAUUAACUUGGUCCCCUCAGUAGGCAUUUUCAUCACCAUGAACCCUGGUUAUGCAGGACGAACUGAAUUACCCGAGAAUUUGAAAGCUCUAUUCAGGCCCUGUGCCAUGGUUGUGCCAGACUUUGAGCUGAUCUGUGAGAUCAUGUUGGUGGCUGAGGGGUUCAUCGAGGCCCGAGCAUUGGCCAGGAAGUUCAUCACCCUCUACCAGCUCUGCAAAGAGCUCCUGUCCAAGCAGGAUCACUAUGACUGGGGGCUCCGUGCCAUCAAGUCUGUGCUGGUUGUCGCCGGGUCCCUCAAACGCGCCGACCCCGAGCGCCCCGAGGAGCAGGUUCUGAUGCGCUCCCUGCGCGACUUCAACAUCCCCAAGAUCGUGACAGAUGAUGUGCCCGUGUUCAUGGGGCUCAUUGGGGAUCUGUUCCCCGCCCUGGGUGUGCCUCGGAAGCGUGACCUGGAUUUUGAGGCGCUGGUGAGACAGGCUGUGCUGGAGCUGCGGCUGCAGCCUGAGGACAACUUUGUGCUCAAAGUGGUGCAGCUGGAGGAGCUGCUGACAGUCCGACACUCCGUGUUCGUGGUGGGAAACGCGGGCACGGGCAAGUCCCAGGUGAUGAGAUCCCUGCACAGGACCCACCAGAUAAUGAAGAGACGUCCUGUGUGGACAGACCUCAACCCCAAGGCAGUCACCAGUGAUGAGCUUUUUGGCAUCAUUAAUCCAGCAACGAGAGAGUGGAAGGAUGGACUGUUCUCAUCAAUCAUGCGAGAGCUGGCCAACCUCACACAUGAUGGUCCCAAGUGGAUAGUACUGGAUGGAGAUAUUGAUCCAAUGUGGAUUGAAUCUCUUAAUACUGUGAUGGAUGACAAUAAGGUGCUGACCCUGGCCAGCAAUGAGAGGAUCCCUCUGAAGCCGACGAUGAGGUUGCUCUUCGAGAUCAGCCACCUGCGCACGGCCACCCCGGCCACCGUGUCCAGGGCGGGGAUCCUGUACAUCAACCCAUCAGACCUGGGCUGGAAUCCCCCGGUGAGCAGCUGGAUUGACCGGCGAGAGAUCGAGUCUGAGAGAGCCAACCUGACCAUCCUGUUUGACAAAUACCUGCCAGUCUGCCUGGACACCCUCAGGACAAGAUUUAAGAAGAUUAUUCCCGUUCCUGAGCAGAACAUGGUUCAGACGCUCUGUUACCUCCUGGAAUGCCUCCUGACCGAGGAGAACACACCUUCUGACUGUCCCAAGGAGCUCUAUGAGCUUUACUUUGUCUUUGCUGCUGUCUGGGCCUUUGGUGGAUCCAUGUUUCAGGACCAGCUUGUGGAUUACAGAGUGGAGUUCAGCAAGUGGUGGGUGGCAGAAUUCAAGACAAUCAAGUUUCCCUCUCAGGGCACAGUCUUUGACUUUUACAUUGAUCCAGAAACAAAGAAGUUUGAGCCUUGGACUAAACUUAUUCCCCAGUUUGAAUUUGAUCCAGAGAUGCCAUUACAGAAGUGCCACUGGGAGCAGAUGACUUGUGUGCUGGAGAAGCCUCUGGACAAGAAGGCUGGCAGGACCUACGGCCCCCCGGGCACCAAGAGGCUCGUGUACUUCAUCGACGACCUCAACAUGCCCCAGGUGGACACGUAUGGGACAGUGCAGCCCCACACCCUGCUCAGGCAGCACCUGGACUAUGGACACUGGUAG
Empidonax traillii (willow flycatcher) is the source of this 7233-nucleotide messenger RNA. RefSeq names its product dynein heavy chain 9, axonemal-like. The record is from RefSeq and is a predicted model, not a curated record. The coding region runs from base 1 to 7233 and encodes 2410 amino acids. The transcript is spliced from 39 exons. NCBI's taxonomy places the organism in Eukaryota, Metazoa, Chordata, Aves, Passeriformes, Tyrannidae. Gene Ontology annotation, cellular component: dynein complex. Gene Ontology annotation, molecular function: dynein light intermediate chain binding; ATP binding; minus-end-directed microtubule motor activity. Gene Ontology annotation, biological process: microtubule-based movement.